Messenger RNA from Rhagoletis pomonella (apple maggot), 1655 nucleotides. RefSeq names its product fatty acyl-CoA reductase wat-like. Gene Ontology annotation, biological process: long-chain fatty-acyl-CoA metabolic process. The record is from RefSeq and is a predicted model, not a curated record. The coding region runs from base 441 to 1367 and encodes 308 amino acids. NCBI's taxonomy places the organism in Eukaryota, Metazoa, Arthropoda, Insecta, Diptera, Tephritidae. The transcript is spliced from 6 exons. Gene Ontology annotation, molecular function: alcohol-forming very long-chain fatty acyl-CoA reductase (NADP+) activity. Gene Ontology annotation, cellular component: peroxisome.
CAAUAUGACAACUGCAGCGGCAGCAGCAGCGAUGUUGCAUGGCAAGGUGAAAUUGGGGAUGGAGAAAUUGAAUUUGAGUUUUAUUAAAUAUGCGCCGGCGGAGCCAUUUACGAAGUUUAUUUUUCUUACACCUUUUUCGAAAACUAAUAGAGUGUGGUGUGCGGAACUCGACGCCAUGAGACGCGAAAGCCAUUGGCCAGUUUGAUAAGCAGCCAAUUCACAUAAGAUACAUAGUUCGGUGCAGCUUAGUCUUGGUUUCUGGUCAGCAAAUGUUGUGGAUUUAUACUGUGCAUACAUAGGUCGGGGUCUACAGACAACGACGACGACGAAGAGGCGACCGUCACUAAAAAAAAAAAUCUAAUAACAGUAGCGGCUGGUAACUUAUUUAAAGGCAUCGCCGUGACUUCUUGUGAUUGUACAUUAUAAUUCAAAAGGCUAACAUGCGCCUAUAUGAGUUAAUGCUGGAGCAAAAGGUAACUCCACUUCAGCACUUCUACGAAGGAGCGAAUAUAUUAAUAACGGGUGGAACAGGUUUUCUAGGCAAAAUUUUACUUAAUAAAUUAUUCACCUCAUGCCCUGGCAUCGAAAACAUAUAUAUAUUAAUUCGAAACAAAAAUAAUAAGGACGUCCACACACGCGUUGAAGAAAUUUUUGAUGAUCCGAUAUUCAAUGCUAUGAAAAAAGUGGCACCAAAAUUUCGUCAUCAGUUUCAAGGCAUAGCCGGCGACUGUAUGUUACCAGGUUUGGGUCUGAGUCAAGAAGACCGAAAGCUUUUGAUCCAGCGUGUUAACAUCGUUUUUCACAUGGCAGCAACAGUUCGAUUUGACGAGAAACUAAAAGUGGCUAUGCAAAUAAAUGUGAAAGCAGCACGGGAUAUCAUGUUACUUUGCAGUGAAAUGAAGCAAUUGAAAAGUAUACUGCAUGUGUCCACAGCAUAUACUCAAUGCCCACUACGACAAAUUGAUGAAAAGUUUUAUCCUCCGCCUAGUAAUUCCGAAAACCUAAUACUACUUACAGAGUGCACACCGGAGAACCUGUUGGAAUCAAUGACGCCUCUACUAUUAGGCAAAUGGCCAAACACUUACACCUUCACAAAAGCUGUUGCAGAGGACAUAAUUAAAACCUAUGGUAAAAAUUUGCCAGUAGGCAUGUUUCGACCUGGCAUCGUUAUAUCUACUUACCGAGAUCCUGUUUGCGGUUGGAUUGAUAACUUUUAUGGCCCAACGGGAGCCAUUGCCGGUGCUGGCACGGGAGUCAUUCGUACAUUACGAUGUGAUCCAAGAGCUGUGGCUAAUAUGGUGCCGGUGGAUUUGUGUGUAAAUAGUAUUAUUGCCGCAACGUGGGACAUAUCACAAAGACACAAGUAAAAACAUUAUUCGACCAAAUAAGUAUAUCUGGUUCUAAAGUAAUAUAGGACUCCUUAGAAUAGUGAUGAUCCCUUUAUUCUCUAGGCGCCCUUUAAAGUACUAUAUACAAAUCUUCCCCCCGGGAUAUGAUUUGGUCGGCAGUCACUUGCCCGAGUUAAGCUGUCAUAUUAACCAAAAGUGCUUUUGUUAUAGUAAAGGUUUUGUUCUGGUCUUAAUUGGUAAUACUUUAAAAUUUCAUCAUCAAAACAAAAUCCACGGAAAUAUCAUAAUAACACAGACCUCCGAAAU